UGGGUCUGUCCCAAUCCUCCGUCAGCAGAGUCAUCACCCAAACACUGACAGCUUUGUCACAACCUAAUAUUGUGACACAAUUUGUUUCAUUCCCGCUGGAUGCCCGCACUUUACACACACAUAAAAGGGCAUUUAUGGACAUUGCAGGAUUCCCUGGCGUUGUGGGUGUAAUUGAUGGAACACAUGUGAGAAUAAUUGCGCCAUCAGAGGACGAGGCUGUCUUUGUUAACAGGAAGAAUUUCCACAGCAUCAAUGUGCAAAUAGUGUUCAAUGCAGCCUGGAAGAUUUUGGACAUUGUGGCUAAAUGGCCAGGCUCCACACAUGAUGCGAGAAUGCUCUCCGAGAGUGGCAUCGGACAGCUUUUUGAGAGACGCUAUGUGCCAGCUAAUUGCCACUUGUUAGGGGACAGUGGCUACCCAUGCAAACCAUGGCUCCUUACACCUUACCUCCAGCCACGCCAAGGGCCCCAACUAAACUAUAACAGGGCCCACAAGACAACAAGAGCGGUGGUGGAGCGUGGCAUAGGGCAGCUUAAGAGGCGCUUUCAUGUUCUCCACGGAGAGGUGCGGCUGAGGCCUGAAAAAGUCAGCAAAGUCAUCAUAGCCUGUGCAAUAUUACACAAUAUUUGCAAGGUUAGACAGAUUGCAGAACCUCUGGAGGAUGGCGAUGAGGAUGAGGAUGGAGACAACGAUGAGGAUGGUGGUGAAGAAGAUAUUCACAUUCCACAGGGGAACCUAGCCCAGAGUGGACUGCCUUACAGGGCAAACUUCACAAAUUUACAUUUCAGGCAAGCUGUAGCC
Messenger RNA from Gadus morhua (Atlantic cod), 800 nucleotides. Its product is annotated as putative nuclease HARBI1. The record is from RefSeq and is a predicted model, not a curated record. Lineage: Eukaryota; Metazoa; Chordata; Actinopteri; Gadiformes; Gadidae. The transcript has 2 exons. The annotation marks the transcript as partial.